This is a messenger RNA of Trematosphaeria pertusa, 2685 nucleotides long. Its product is annotated as FAD-binding domain-containing protein. Gene Ontology annotation, molecular function: FAD binding; lyase activity; monooxygenase activity. The transcript is spliced from 9 exons. The coding region runs from base 1 to 2685 and encodes 894 amino acids. The record is from RefSeq and is a predicted model, not a curated record. Lineage: Eukaryota; Fungi; Ascomycota; Dothideomycetes; Pleosporales; Trematosphaeriaceae.
AUGACAGCGGAAACAGCAUCCAAUGGCCAUGCGAACGGCGCGCCAGGCGCAAACGGCCUCGCCAAUGGCAAUGGGCAAGUCGCGGCUUCAGUAGCACGCAAAGACGAAGGCCUGCAUAUUGUGAUUGCUGGGGCUGGAAUUGGCGGCCUCAGCGCUGCGAAUUUCUUGAGGCAGCAAGGUCAUCGCAUUACCGUCCUCGAGCAAUCGAGCUGCGCACUUGAAGUCGGCGCGGCGGUGCACCUUGCGCCUAACUGCAAUGGCCUGCUACGUCGCAUGGGACUAUACGCAGAGAAUGUUGGCGCGAACAAGACGGAAUACAUCACAGAGUACAAAUCGGAUGGUACUCUGCUCAAACAUGUGCCUCUCGCUGAGCCGAACAAGAUCUGGCAGCAUCCAUGGCACCUUAUUCACCGCGUUCGUCUUCACAACGAACUCAAGAGGAUGGCCGUGUCGUCGGAGGGCAAAGGCCGCCCAGUGGAGCUCCGUACUUGUAGUCGACUAGUAGAUGUUGAUCCUUCCUCAGGGACCGCGACACUCGAAAGUGGCGAGAAGGUUCAAGGCGACAGUAUGAAGUCGGUAACAAGAAGCAAAGUUCCCGGCGGCGACAAGACGCCGUUUUCGUCGGGAAAGAGCGCGUUCCGCUUCCUCGUGCCUCGCAAGGCAGCCCUCGAUGAUCCCAAGACGGCGAAGUUCGCUGAGACACAUGGCGAGCUCAUCAUUUGGUAUGGCACGGAUCGGCGAGUUGUUAUGUAUCCAUGCGACAAUAACGAGCUGCUGAAUUUCGUCUGCAUUCACCCUGGUGAGCUGUCGGAAGUGAAGACGGAAGCAGAUUGGAACCAGGGCGGUAACCUCAACAACAUGCUCGACGUCUACAGCGGGUUCGAACCUGCUCUGGUGUCCUUGAUCGGUAAAGCGGACCCUGAAUCGCUCAAGGUCUGGGCGUUACUGGAUAUGGAUAUCAUCCCCACUUGGGUGAAUGACAGGCUUGCUCUUCUGGGAGAUGCUGCCCACCCUUUCACGCCUCAUCAGGGCCAAGGUGCCGGCGUUGCCAUUGAAGAUACUGCCUCCCUUGCUGUAGUCUUGCCUCUUGGAACGAAACCUGAGGAGGUCUCUGAGCGCCUUAAAUUGUACGAAACCAUUCGCUACGAGCGCGCCCACAGGAUCCAGGACGUUUCCCGCAUCAUGGGCCGCGACCUCACUCCCGGAGACUCCUCAUGCAACAUGAUGGAGUUCACAAACUACAACUUCGGGCAUGACGAGUGGGACAACAGCACGCAAGCGUUCCGCAAACACCAGUGGGCCAAGGACCCAAAUAUGUUUUGGCGAAUGCCCAUCUCCUUCGGCCCCAUGCCUGGUCCUCGCCAGAACUUCGAGGGGAAGCCUAGGACGGCAACGCACAGCACCUUCUGCACCGCAAGUAUCAAGUUCAAAACUUCAGCUACGUUGCUCAAGAAUCUCUUCCCAUCGCCGAGCUUUAGCUUCGCCUCGCCCGGCACCGUUGCCUAUGCCAGUUUCAGCCAGACGGAGCUGAAUAAGAUGGAAUGGCUGGGAGGGAGCGGCUAUCGCCACCUGGGCCUGUAUAUUCACGGCGUACAAUAUACCAUGAAGAACGGGAAAGUCCUCAACGGAACAUUCAUGCCGAUCCUUUUCGAGUCGCUGGCCGAUCCCAUUGUUUCCGGGCGCGAGGAGCUGGGCAUGCCAAAGCUGUACUGUGCGCUGGACGUAUUCAAGCGGAGCAACCAGUACCGUUUGAGUGCCAGCUGGCAAGGGGCGUCUUUUGGUUCUUUCAGUUGGGAAGGGUUGGAGGAUGUGGAUCCUGGUGAUGAUAAGGGAACCAUUGGUGGAUCCGACGACGAUGGAAUCAUCGUGUAUAGGUAUAUUCCUAGGGUCGGGGACAGGGGCAAGGCGGAUACGGAACAUGCAGUUUUUGUGCCGCAUGCCGAGGAAAGUAAAGUGGUUCCCAGCAAAGUCAAGAGCGUGAAGAAGGCGAGCAACGCAUCUGUCAAGCUCGACGGACUUGACUGGGAGGCACUGCCCACCCUACACCACGUUGCAAGCCGGUUGGCGGAAAUCCCGAUCUACGAGGUCGUUGCAGCGAAGAUUGUAGAGGGAGAGGGCGUGCCGGAUGUUAGCGCAGCGAGAAGGAACAAACGCUUCAUUACCUCUCAUACACCAGACGGAAAAGAGGUUUUCGAUACCUCCAUUUCGGAGGACGUUCCAUACCAGCGAUUGCCGGACGGCGCGGAGUUUGGGCUCUGCUAUGCAACGAGCCAGUUCCCCGUCGAUGUAGUCAAUGACAAAGAUGUUCGGACCUACGAAAACUAUCUUAGCGAUCUUCCUGGCAUCACGAUAUCUACCGGGACAGUCCUUCGCAUAGUCGACAUGAUGCCCGGUGCGCUUAGCCCAAUGCAUCGCACCGUUAGCAUCGACUACGGGGUUGUGCUCGAGGGAGAAGUCGAGCUUAUCCUCAACUCUGGCGAGAAGCGCGUCAUGAAGCGCGGCGACGUCAGCAUCCAGCGCGGGACGAACCACGCGUGGCGGAAUGUGACAAAGGCUGAGGGAGGAGGUAAUGGGGGUUGGGCUCGGAUGAUGUACGUGCUGCUCCCGGUGGAGAAGUUGGAGGUUGGAGGGAAGGUGUUGGGAGAAGAUACGGGCACGAUUCCGGGGGUAAGGUCGAGCGAUUAG